AUGUACCUUCUGCUACAUUCCGAGAUGGUGGCAUCUUUGAGGGAGCAGGGAAGUGAACAAGCAGAGGCCAAGCUGCGAUCGACGGGAUUCGCCACAGGCCUCAGGCUCAUCACCCGGCUUACUGCAUCCAAGAUUCCGAUCACGACAGAGCGUAUGGUCAUGAAGUUCGUGUGCAAAGAGCUGUGGACAUAUCUUUUCAACAAGCCCGCCAGCCGCCUGCAGGUGGACAAACAAGGCCGCUACCUUAUCCAGGACCACGCGUUUCGAUGGCUUCAGAGUUUCCCCGUCCUGUCGGCUGAUGCGCCGCGCUCUGUCAAUUCGACUGCAAGCCAGGAAGCCAGUGUCCUGUCGGAGCUCCAAGAGCUCACAGCCUUGCACCUGGCCCUGCCUUGUGGCGUACUACAAGGAGCCCUCUUCGGUCUUGGCCUGGAGCGUCGUGUCGCCGCGGACGCCACCCUUCCCUCGGUGACCUUCACCGUGGCGCAGGCCACACCCUCCAUGGCUUCUGGUGCCGAUGCCGGUGCUGCGGCUCCCAGUGAGGCGUCUCUCAACCUCUAG
Symbiodinium natans is the source of this 558-nucleotide messenger RNA. NCBI's taxonomy places the organism in Eukaryota, Dinophyceae, Suessiales, Symbiodiniaceae. The record is from the annotation of a GenBank genome assembly.